Messenger RNA from Clupea harengus (Atlantic herring), 1976 nucleotides. RefSeq names its product NACHT, LRR and PYD domains-containing protein 1 homolog. The record is from RefSeq and is a predicted model, not a curated record. NCBI's taxonomy places the organism in Eukaryota, Metazoa, Chordata, Actinopteri, Clupeiformes, Clupeidae. The transcript has 2 exons. Gene Ontology annotation, cellular component: cytoplasm. The annotation marks the transcript as partial.
AUGGAUAUAAUACUUGAAAAGAAGAUCAUUCUAUCCGAGAUCCUGUCUGCUGACACAGAUUUUAUUCUCCGACUUGUUCAUCAGAACAAACUCAUCACAGAUCGUGACUACAGUGCUCUUAAAAGCCCUCCUCAAGACACUGAGAAGAAGUCUGUUGAAGUGCUGGAUAAACUAAGAGACAAGGGGGAAGACACCUGUCAGAAGUUCAUAGACUUGCUGAAGGGGCAGUCUGUGUUGAAGCAAUAUCCAAGACUGAGAGAUGUUUUCCCAGAUCUCAGACAAGAUCAUAUUUCCCAAAUAAAUGAAUACAAGACAUCCGUCUGCUCUACAUAUAAAAAAGUGAAGGAGUAUAACUCUGGACCUGGUGAGAAAGUGCUGCUGGCUGACCGCUACACUGAGCUGCUGAUCGUUGAGAGAAACAGAGAGCAGAAAGACAGAGAUGAGGAGAUCAGUUCUAAAGGAGAAGAACACCAGCAGGUCUUAAAAACCAGGGCCAGUGAAGCGUACAACCCAAUCACUGUUGACCAGUUGUUCAAACCCGAUAAAGAUGGAGAUGUACCAAAGGCAGUCAUUCUCCAGGGCCACUCAGGACAUGGCAAAUCCUUCACUGCUCAGAUGAUCAUGUACGACUGGGCCUCAGGAAAAGUAUUCAAAGACCUGUUCGACCUUGUUCUUCACCUUAAAUGCAAAGAGCUUAAUGACAUCUCAGAGGCACACAGUCUGGUGGAUCUCCUGAGCUACUGUCCAAGCUUCACCAGUGAGACAGCAGAGGUGCUGAAGGACUCAAAAAUUAAAGUGCUCUUCCUCAUUGAUGGCUUUGAUGAGCUCAAGUUCUCAUUUGAGAAAACUAGCACAGUGCCACCUAAAGACCCUUUCACAAAAGCUCCUGUUGAGGCCACUCUGAGCGCUCUGCUGAAGGGGCUGGUCCUGCCUAAGUGCUUCCUGCUGGUCACCACCAGGUCCACUGCUUCAGACAAACUGAGCAAGCUGCUCAAUGAUUCUCAGCGUUUCACUGACAUCCUAGGCUUCACUGAGGAGGGCGUGAAGGAGUACUUUCAGAGGUUUUUCAAAGAAGAACUGCGAGCAAAGAAAGCCUUCGACUGUGUGAAGACCAAUGAGACUUUGUACACUGCCUGCUUCAUCCCCGUCAUCUGCUGGAUCAUCUGCACGGUUUUCAGGGAGCAAGAAGAAGAAGGCAUGGACAUCACUAAGGGACUAGAAACAACCACCUCUAUAUUUGUGCACUUUGUGUCCAUUCUGCUGAAGCAUCACUGCCAGGGUUUGAGUCAGCCUGAAACACUGCUGAGGAGCCUGGGCCAGCUGGCAGAGAGAGGGUUACAGGAACAUCAGGUCCUGUUUGAUGAGAAGAGUUUGUCUGAGGCUUUCCCUGAUCCAUCACAAGAAAAGAAAUACAAUCUUUUCCUCUGCAAAUUCUUGCUAAAGAAGAAAGUCAAACAGGAAAGAAUGUACAGUUUCAUGCAUCUGAGCUUCCAGGAGUUUUUCGCUGCUCUCCAGUACCUGAUGUUGGAGAAUGAGGAGGAGGCACUUGACAAACUACAGGCGUUGUUAGAAAACUCUGAGGGUUUUAAACCUGUUGUUCAAUUCCUUUUUGGGCUUUCAAACAGAGGCAUUGACACACACCUGAUAAAGCAGUCCAGGCCAUCCAUUCAAGAUCAUCUGCAGAAGUGGCUUCUUAGUGUUUUACAAAAUCACAGCAUAAAUGAAGAGGGUAUGCUGCAUCUACUUCAUUGUCUCUAUGAGCUCCAUGAGGAGGAGUUUGUAAGGGAGGCCAUGGGAGUCUGGGGUGAGAUUAAGUUUGGCUACAUUCCCCUGACGAGGACAGACUGCUGGGUGCUGCUGUACUGCCUGCAGUGUUGCCCCACCAUCAGAAGCCUGGAGCUCACGGGGUACAACAACAUAACAGCAGAGAAGCUGAGGAUGCUGCAGCCUUCGCUGAACAGGUGUGAGGAGCUGAG